AUGAAACACGCCAUUUUGGUUGGCAUAAGGAAUGAAGAACUCACCAAGAAGCUCAUCAGCAUGCCAACUACAGCAACACUUGAGGAAGUAAAGCUAACUUGCAGGGCUUUUGAAGCUGCAAAGAAGACAACGACUGAGCUAAAGGCUCCACAGACUUCAGUACGUGCUGUGUCAAACUACAAGAAGCAAAAGAUGGUUGCUGCUAAGCAGCCGCAACCUAAGAAAAGUUACUCGCAGGAGAAAAACCCUUCUUUCAGUAGCAGAUGCAAGAAUUGUGGUCAACAGCAUCAUAGCGACACAUGUAAGGCAGCAUCUCACAAAUGCAGGAACUGUGCUAAAACUGGCCAUUUCCCAUACACUGCUGCAUGUCCCGCAUUGGCUAAGGAGUGCCGAGUUUGCUAUAAAUUUGGCCACUAUGAUGUUUGCUGUGCACAGAAAAAGUCAAAGGGAACUAGGGAGUCGAAGGAUUUAAAGGAAAAUAAAUUGAACACCGUCAAGACAUCUUCUCCAGCUAUACGUUCAGUCGCUUUACGCCCUCAAGGUUGCCCCUCACCGCCUAUCAAUUUACAUGUUGCAUAUGGCGGUAAAUCAGGGAAGAUCAACGUUAUCCCUGAUACCGGUGCAGAUACCACUGUGUUUGGAGUGCAGCAUCUACAAGCACUGGGCAUCGGUAUCGAGGAAUUGCGGCCUCCCCCUGAAUUGCAGUUCUCCAACGCUGAUGGAUCACCCAUGGAAGGUAAAGUAUUGGGAUCAAUGGAGGCCAUGAUGACAUAUGGUAAUAUAUCAUACAAGGGGUAUAUUGACGUCCUUAGUUUUCUCCCAACACCCCUACUGUGUUAUGAUGCCCUCCGACACCUAAGGAUCAUUCCCUGGGACUUCCCGCGUCAAAUGCAAGAGAGGAAACUGAGCAGGACUUCAGUAGGAACCAGUCAGGUGCCAGCCAGCCAAGUUAUAGCAUCUGAAACUACAUCUGUUUCUCCACCCCCUGCUACAAUGUCACCGGAAGAAGCCAGGCAAUACUUUCUUAAGGAAUAUAGCGAUGUGCUAAUGACAAAGGAGCAGUUUCAUCAAGGAGCACAACUUAAGCCAAUGACUGGGCCGCCCAUGCGUAUUCACCUUAAAGAGGAUGCCAAGCCCUUUGCAAUCUACACUCCACGGACAAUACCACUAGCCUUUCAAGAGGACGUCAAGACUGAGUUAGAGGCAAUGGUAGCACAAGGUAUCAUUGAACCUGUUGGGGAUCAGCCGUCCCCAUGGUGUCACCCCUUAGUGGUUGUGCCCAAACCUACAGGUGGUGUUCGUGUCACCACAGAUUUAAGCAAGUUAAAUUCACAGGUGCAAAGGCCAGCCCAUCCUUCACCAUCACCGUUUAGUGCAAUUAGGAGCCUCAAUCCUACUUCCAGGUAUUUCUCCACUAUGGAUGCAUUGUGUUGGCAGAUCCCACUAGCAGAGGAAGACCAAGCCCUUACAACAUUCAUCACGCCCUAUGGUCGGUAUCGCUAUCGUCGUUCUCCUAUGGGAUUCAGCGCCUCAGGAGAUGCCUACUGCAGGAGAGGUGAUGUUGCCCUUCAAGGCAUCCAAAAUUGUGUUAAGGUGGUGGAUGACAUUCUUGUAUAUGAUAGGGAUUAUUAUUCUCACUUAUGCAGGGUUAACAAAGUUUGUCACGUUGUAGGACUCAUGGUAUUACUUUAA
Molecule: messenger RNA, 1692 nt
Organism: Macrobrachium nipponense
Lineage: Eukaryota; Metazoa; Arthropoda; Malacostraca; Decapoda; Palaemonidae
Exons: 1
Coding region: 1-1692 (563 amino acids)
Source: RefSeq, a predicted model, not a curated record